CGUCGUCGUUAACGUCAGUUGUCAGCUUUGAGCUAGCGCGCGAGUGAAAAAAUUUCCUUUCCUUGGUUCUUCGGUUAAUUAAAAUUAAGGAGAAGGGGAAAAAAUAAAUAAUUCCUGUUUGAAUUGUGUGUGUGUGCGCGAAUGAGAGCCCCCCGCACUCCAAACCCCAAGCUUACUGCUUUAGGUGUGCUUUUGUUUAUUCCAAUUGGAAUUAGUGCUGUCGCUAUUAAAAGUGAGACUUUUGUCUGAAGCUGGCUACAAAGCACAGCCAAGCAUAACAUCAUCGGCCAGUCAAGGCAGUGACGUCGCCGUUAAUUGUAUCGUACAAUCUACCCAUCAUAGAAAGAGAAUUUUUUCAAUUUUAGCCAAAGAAAAAAAGGCGCUAAAGUUUACAGAGAAGUUAACCAUCACCAUAAUUAAAUCAAUCAAUUUUCGGUUGUAGAAUUGGCAGCAAACCUAAUUGAAUUCCACUUAAAAAAUAAUAAAAAAAAUACUACUCAAAAUAUGGAAACAAAAAUGGAUGCAAACAUGGAACAACAGUUCGAUUUGAGUCUCAUUGAGGCGGUAAAAGUGAAUCCGGUCAUUUAUGAUCGCUCACACUAUAAUUAUAAGCACUUUGUGCGAAAGGCCCAAGUUUGGAAACAGAUUUCGGAGCAAUUAGGAAUGCCUGAACAAAAAUGUACCAAACGAUGGAAAAGUUUACGCGACAAAUUUGCCAGAGAAAUGAAAUUGAGUACAGAAUCACGAUGGCGCUACUUCAAACAAAUGAGUUUUCUAGUAGAGUCCAUAAGACAAUAUCGCGAAUCAUUAUUGGGCAAAUGUGGCCCUUUGCCCACUACACAACCUGCCAACAAUCAGGUAGCCCAAGUUGAUCCCAAUCAACAACAGACCCAACAACAGCAACAUGUAGUUGAUGCCAUAUUUCCCCUCAAUGGUGCUCCAACAUCAUCUAACCAGGCCUUGCACAAUCAUCAUGUCGAAAUUACAGUUACUGGCGAUAAUCAAUUAACAGCGACCACCACACCGGCCUCUGGAAAAGAUACCAAACAAACCUUUUACUAUGAAGUACCCAUGAAGCGAGAACGCACCGAAGAUGAAAUAUUUCAUGAAAGUAUGCUGAAUAGCCUUAAAUUUAAACAAAACUCUCAGGGUGUUAGUGCCGAGGAUCAAUCGUUUGGCGUCGUAGUAACAGACAUGCUAAAUACGCUGGGCGUGAGACAAAAAGCUGAGGCCAAAGUUCAUAUUAUUAAGUAUCUUACCGACAUGCAGUUGCUGGCUCAACAUAAUAAAUACUAAAAUUAGGCAAAAAUUAGGGAAAAACAUACAGUGGUACAUAAAAGUCUACGUACCCUUUCGUACACAGAAAAAAAUCGGUUUCAAUCACGAAAUUAAUUGAUCCAAGUAAUUUUUUUAUUGAAGCUGCUUCAUUCACGAAAAUGAUAAUAUCAAUAACGGUUUUUGAAAAAGUAAUUGAAAUGAUUUUCAA
Messenger RNA from Stomoxys calcitrans (stable fly), 1486 nucleotides. RefSeq names its product transcription factor Adf-1. Gene Ontology annotation, cellular component: nucleus; transcription regulator complex. Gene Ontology annotation, biological process: regulation of transcription by RNA polymerase II. The record is from RefSeq and is a predicted model, not a curated record. The transcript is spliced from 4 exons. The coding region runs from base 505 to 1296 and encodes 263 amino acids. NCBI's taxonomy places the organism in Eukaryota, Metazoa, Arthropoda, Insecta, Diptera, Muscidae.